This is a messenger RNA of Lodderomyces elongisporus, 1290 nucleotides long. It is a transcript of the gene ADA2, whose product is annotated as chromatin-binding transcription regulator. Gene Ontology annotation, cellular component: SAGA-type complex; nucleus. The coding region runs from base 1 to 1290 and encodes 429 amino acids. Lineage: Eukaryota; Fungi; Ascomycota; Pichiomycetes; Serinales; Debaryomycetaceae. Gene Ontology annotation, biological process: chromatin remodeling; regulation of transcription by RNA polymerase II. The record is from RefSeq and is a predicted model, not a curated record. Gene Ontology annotation, molecular function: chromatin binding; protein binding; transcription coactivator activity. The transcript has a single exon.
AUGGAUUCACGCAAUAAACUAUACCACUGCGAUGUUUGCAGCACAGACUGUACCAAUAGAAUAAGAGUCCAAUGCGCUAUAUGUACCGACUAUGACUUGUGUGUACCUUGUUUUGCCAGUGGAGCCACAACUGGCGAUCACAAACCAUGGCAUGACUAUCAGAUUAUUGAACAAAACACAUACCCAAUAUUUGAUCGAGAUUGGGGUGCAGACGAAGAACUAUUAUUGAUCCAAGGAUGCGAGACUUUUGGCUUAGGCAAUUGGGCUGAUAUUGCCGACCAUAUUGGCAAUCGAUCCAAAGAAGAAGUGGCCCAGCAUUACUUUAAGAUCUACUUAGAAAGCAAAGAUUACCCACUUCCAGAGAUGAACAAGGAUUUCACAAAUGUGUCGCCAACACAAUUAUUAAGUGAAAGGAAACGUAGAAUAGAAAAGAGACGUAAUAUGCCGUUGCCGCCACCUAAAGGAAAACCCGUUGCUUCCGUGCCUUUGUGUCAUGAAAUACAAGGGUACAUGCCAGGUAGGUUGGAGUUUGACCAUGAAGCUGAAAAUGAGGCGGAAGUACCGAUUAAGGAUAUGAUUUUUGAUCCCGACGAUCUGAUCAAUGAUAUCGAGUUAAAGUUGACCAUUUUGGAUAUUUAUAAUUCCAGGUUAACAACGAGGGCUGAACGGAAACGUGUAAUGAUAUUAAACAACUUGCUAGAGUACAGGAAGAAUAUUGCUAAUGACAAGAAAAAGUCGAAAGAGGAAAAAGAUCUUUUGAAAAGAAUAAAUGCUUUUAUUAGAAUACUCCAGCCUGAUGAUUUUGACUCCUUUACUCGUGAUAUAUUACACGAGCUUCGAUGCAGACUUAAGAUCCAGCAACUUCAGUCAUGGCGGAAGAACGGAAUUAAGACUUUGGAAGAUGGCGCGAAAUUUGAAAAGGACAAGAUCAUUAGAAGUGCGCAUUAUACGAGAAUGGGUAAUGGUGUUGGAAGGCACUCCGCCACUCCAUAUGGGGUAUCUCCGCAGCCUGAAUUCAAGCCUAAAACACCUGUCAAUAAAACACCUUUGGACAUUACAAAUUCAGCGGAUUAUGAUCUUCUUUCAGCAGAGGAAAAGCAACUUUGCUCAACGUUGAGGAUCUUUCCUAAACCGUACCUUGCAAUCAAGAACCAGCUUAUGAAAGAAGCAGUAAAGAAUAAUGGAGUAUUAAAAAAGAAGGAUGCACGACAAUCAUUGAAAAUCGAUGUGAAUAAAGCCUCCAAAAUAUACGAGUUUUUCGUUCAAAUGGGAUGGAUAUCGCAGGGUUAA